GGAAACCCCUCUAUAAUUUCCCCUCCAAAAUAAUAAGCAAACCAACAUCACAAAAUAUCCUUUCUAAAUAACUUAUCCCAAGAAAGCCUCAUAAACUUAGAGCAAGAUGGCCGACUUCAUAAAUGUCGCAAAGCAAUUCACCGAAUUCUACUACAACCAGUUCGAUGCGGACAGAAAGCAGCUGGCUCCUCUUUACCGUGAGAAUUCCAUGUUGACUUUCGAGUCCGCUUCCGUCCUUGGAGCCGGUGCCAUCGUAGAGAAACUUGGAUCUCUUCCUUUCGAGAAGGUCAAGCACCAAGUCUCAACCCUCGAUGCGCAACCAUCCGGAGAGCACGGUGGAAUUUUGAUUUUGAUUACCGGAGCCUUGUUGGUCGAUGAGGAGCAAAGACCUAUGAACUACAGCCAAGCUUUCCAACUUAUGCCAGAUGGAGCUGGAAGCUAUUUCAUUUUCAACGACGUCUUCAAGUUGGUUUUCGGAUAAAUUAUUAGCAAGGAACGUUGGGUAAAUAGGAGGCUGGUGGUUGACUAGAGGAAAUGUUGGUCCAUUUUGCAAAACUUUAUACCAGGCCUUCUAUCGAGAAGCAAGGAGAGGCAACGAAGUUAUCAAGUAUAAAACAACAUGAAAAGACACAAAUCGACGAUCCUCAUAUUUCCCCUCGAUAACGUAUGCAUUUGCCGAUCAGAAUAUAUGUGGAGAGAUAGAUAUCGUAACCCUCCCCUCCA
Messenger RNA from Botrytis cinerea B05.10, 723 nucleotides. RefSeq names its product Bcntf2 (gene Bcntf2). The record is from RefSeq and is a predicted model, not a curated record. Gene Ontology annotation, biological process: protein import into nucleus. The transcript has 6 exons. NCBI's taxonomy places the organism in Eukaryota, Fungi, Ascomycota, Leotiomycetes, Helotiales, Sclerotiniaceae. Gene Ontology annotation, cellular component: nuclear pore central transport channel. The coding region runs from base 107 to 481 and encodes 124 amino acids.